CGCUCCCGGGGCGUAUCCCAGCUUGCGCCGGAGUCACCGAGGUUCCCCCCAGCACCGGAAGUGACCCUGGCGGGUUACCCUUCAAAUUCUCGGCCAGUGGAAGCAGCGCCCUGAGGCUGGUGACGGUUGGACGAGGCAGUGCUGGGUCCGUGAGCACAAAACAGGGUGGUUGAGGCAGGACAGGGCAGGGCCCUCCUUCCUCGCUGCCCGGAGCCCCGCUCGGCCCUCCCGCUCCGCCUGCCGCUGGGCGGUUUCCCGAGGAGCCUCGGAGACACAGCUUAUAAUUGAGCAUGAGUCUUCUUAUGAUUAGUGAGAAUGUAAAAUUGGCCCGUGAAUAUGCAUUGCUGGGAAAUUAUGACUCUGCAAUGGUCUAUUAGCAGGGAGUUCUUGAUCAAAUGAACAAGUAUCUAUACUCAGUCAAAGAUACAUACCUCCAGCAGAAAUGGCAACAGGUUUGGCAGGAAAUAAAUGUGGAAGCUAAACACGUUAAGGAUAUCAUGAAAACACUAGAAAGCUUUAAACUAGACAGCACUCCAUUAAAAGCUGCACAGCAUGAGCUUCCAGCGUCCGAGGGAGAAGUCUGGUCCCUGCCUGUACCUGUUGAACGAAGACCCUCACCAGGACCUAGAAAACGCCAGUCGUCUCAGUACAGUGACCCUAAACCACAGAGUAACCGUCCAAGUACAACUGUCAGAGUUCACCGUCCGUCCGCACACAGUGUUCACAAUGACAGAGGGAAAGCUGUUCGUUAUCGGGAAAAGAAAGAACAGAAUAAAGGAAGAGAGGAAAAGAACAAAUCACCUGCUGCAGUUACAGAACCAGAGACAAAUAAAUUUGAUAGUACUGGAUACGAUAAGGACUUAGUAGAAGCUUUGGAAAGAGAUAUAAUUUCUCAGAAUCCCAAUGUUCGAUGGGAUGAUAUUGCUGAUUUAGUAGAAGCUAAAAAGUUGCUUAAGGAAGCUGUGGUGUUACCAAUGUGGAUGCCAGAAUUCUUCAAAGGCAUUAGGAGACCAUGGAAAGGAGUGUUGAUGGUUGGCCCACCUGGCACAGGAAAGACCCUCCUUGCUAAAGCAGUAGCUACUGAGUGCAAGACAACGUUCUUCAAUGUCUCUUCAUCAACUCUGACUUCCAAAUACAGAGGAGAGUCUGAGAAGCUUGUUCGUCUUCUGUUCGAGAUGGCUCGAUUUUACUCUCCAGCCACCAUAUUUAUUGAUGAGAUAGAUUCCAUUUGUAGCCGCAGAGGGACUUCCGAAGAGCACGAGGCAAGCAGAAGGGUGAAAGCCGAGCUGCUGAUUCAGAUGGACGGUGUUGGAGGUGCUUCUGAAAAUGAUGACCCUUCCAAAAUGGUUAUGGUUCUGGCAGCUACUAAUUUUCCCUGGGAUAUUGAUGAGGCUUUAAGACGACGUCUUGAAAAAAGAAUCUAUAUUCCAUUGCCAUCAGCAAAAGGCAGGGAGGAGCUAUUACGAAUAAGUCUACGUGAGCUGGAAUUGGCUGAUGAUGUUGACCUUGCAAGUAUAGCAGAAAACAUGGAAGGUUAUUCAGGUGCGGACAUUACCAACGUGUGCAGGGAUGCAUCCUUGAUGGCAAUGAGAAGGCGUAUUGAAGGUUUGACCCCAGAAGAAAUCAGAAAUCUUUCAAGAGAAGAAAUGCACAUGCCUACAACUAUGGAGGAUUUUGAAAUGGCUUUAAAAAAGGUUUCUAAGUCAGUAUCUGCUGCAGACAUUGAAAGAUAUGAGAAGUGGAUAUUUGAGUUUGGAUCAUGCUAAAUUCUCGCAUGUAAACUGUGAGAAACCUGCAUUAAGUGUUUGAAUAAUAAUUAAAAGUAGUGUGUCAUUGCA
Physeter macrocephalus (sperm whale) is the source of this 1838-nucleotide messenger RNA. It is a transcript of the gene KATNA1, whose product is annotated as katanin catalytic subunit A1. The transcript has 11 exons. The coding region runs from base 396 to 1766 and encodes 456 amino acids. Gene Ontology annotation, biological process: microtubule severing. Gene Ontology annotation, cellular component: microtubule cytoskeleton. Gene Ontology annotation, molecular function: microtubule binding; microtubule severing ATPase activity; ATP binding. Lineage: Eukaryota; Metazoa; Chordata; Mammalia; Artiodactyla; Physeteridae. The record is from RefSeq and is a predicted model, not a curated record.